AUGCCACGCUCCAAAUUACACGGAAACCGAACCAUGGACAUCCUCAAUAAGGCCAAGGAAGGAGGAUAUGCUGUCCCAGCCAUCUGCUGCUACAACAUCGAGGGUAUCAUAGCCACUGUAAAGGCUGCUGAAGCUCUCCGAUCUCCUGCUAUCAUCCUUCUUUUUCCCUGGGCAAUUCAGUACGCUGGCGAGGCGCUCGUUCGUGCAGCGGCUACGGCGGCCCACUCAGCCUCUGUGCCCAUUUCUUUGCAUCUCGACCAUUGCCAGACACCAGAAAUGGUCAGGCGCGCUGCAGACAUUCCCGAUGGCUUUGACAGCAUCAUGUGUGACAUGAGCCACUACGACCGCGAGGAGAACCUGCGACUGACGGCUGAGCUGGUGCAGUACUGCCAUAAGCGGGGAAUUGCCACAGAAGCGGAGCCGGGGAGGAUUGAGGGAGGGGAGGAUGGUGUGCCUGAGACGGCAGAUCUGGAGGGAUUUUUGACGACUCCUGAGGAGGCUGAGGAGUUUGUGAAGACAGGAAUCGACAUGCUCGCACCUGCAUUUGGAAAUGUACAUGGGUCAUAUGGCCAGAGGGGAAUUCGCCUUGAGUAUGACAGGUUGAAGGCAAUACAUGAGAAAGUUGGCGACAAGGUCCAGCUUGUACUGCACGGCUGCGAUCCGUUUGAUGAAAAGACCUUCCGCGAGUGUAUGGUGAGAGGAGUAACCAAAAUCAACAUCAACAAAGGGAUGAACAACCAUUACGCUAGAGUUCAGGGGGAGAUGAGAGAGAAACCUUUGACCAGUGUUAUCGAGGCAGGAACAAAGGCUAUGCAAGAGGCUGUGGAGCAGUACAUGCAUUGGUUUGGAAGUGCAGGGAAGGCCUAG
Messenger RNA from Thermochaetoides thermophila DSM 1495, 867 nucleotides. Its product is annotated as fructose-bisphosphate aldolase-like protein. The transcript has a single exon. Gene Ontology annotation, biological process: carbohydrate metabolic process. Bases 1 to 867 code for a protein of 288 amino acids. The record is from RefSeq and is a predicted model, not a curated record. NCBI's taxonomy places the organism in Eukaryota, Fungi, Ascomycota, Sordariomycetes, Sordariales, Chaetomiaceae. Gene Ontology annotation, molecular function: zinc ion binding; aldehyde-lyase activity.